GAGGGCAGGGAAAGGCCCUGGGCUUAGGAAGAGCCUCCCCAGCCGGGCGGGACACCGGUGAAGCCAUGCGGGCCUGCCCGGGCACGGGGGCCGCUCCCCCGGGGUGGUGCCUCAGGGCUCCGCCUCAGGCCCGCGGAGGCCGCCCCCGCCCGGCUGAAGGCCGCCUGUGCUCCCUCAGGGUCGGCGGUAACGGGGGAGCAGCGGUGGAGCCUCCAUGCGGAACGAGACAUCCUCGAAGGGUUCCCGCUUCCACUAAUGCUUGGCAGAGCUCUAGCCCCAGGUCCCCUAUGAGUUCAUCACUGCUGCGUUCUGUUUCGCCCCAGGCAUUUAGCCCCAGUCACAAGAACAGCAUCAUCAGGAGGCAGAGACAGGAACUCAAGCUUUUAAUUGCAGAACUGAAAGAUCGUGACAGGGAGCUCAAUGACAUGGUGGCAGUGCAUGAGAGACACAUCCAGGCCUGGGAAGAUGAUCGCCAAAGAAUACUGACUUUAGCAGAACGAUGCAGCUUAUUAACUAGUGAGCUGAAUGAGAGAAAUGCAGUUAUAAAAUCACUGACCAAAAAGUUAAAGUUGUUAGAAUCCCAGCAUAAUGACAGUAAGAUAACACUUGAAAACACACAAAAGAAAUAUCAAGAGCUCACUCAGAAAAUAACAGAUUCAUCUGUUCACUGCCAGGCUUUGGAGGAGAAAAAUCAGAGUCUCCACUGCUCAAUUUUGGAACUGUCUGCUAAGACAGACCAGCUGCAAGCGAGGGAACAGGAGCUUCUCAAUAUGCUUCAGCUGAAGGACAAGGCCUUACUUGAAACAACCGAUCAGAUGAAUGAGGUUGCAUCUAAAUUUAAAACACUGGAGAGUGUGAUGCGUACAUCAAAGCUGGAGGAAUUCAGUCGCAACAGAGAGCACCAAGACCUCAAGCUGACACUGAGCGAUGUCGUGUUUCAAAUAAAUAAGAUGAGAGAUGUCCUCUCUGAAAAGAUGAAAGAAAGCAGCAAGCACCAGGAAGAAAUCAGUCACCUGAAGCAAGAAAAUGGCUGCUUGAGGAGUGAGCUGAUACUGGCAGUGGAGGAAGCACAGAGGAAGGAUCAACUUUAUCAGUUUACCAAGUCUAAGCAAGCACGGAUUGAAAAAGAAUUGUCCAGUUUGCGACAGGUCUGUGUAAAACAGCAGCGGGACUUACACUUCCUUCAAGUCAACUUGGAUAGCUCUCAGGAGUCCAGGCAAAAGCAUGAAAAGGCAGCAAGUAGAAGUGAAGGACACAUGGAUCUGAAUUCCCUCCGCUUGGAUUCUCCUCUCUUGACAUCCACUCAGAAGAGCAGUGUGACUCAGAGUUCUGGGAAAUUCUCUGAUGAAGACUCUCCUCUGGACAUCAGUGACUUGGCAGUAACUAAACCAACAAAAAGAUACUACAUGAACACAGACACCAGUUCCCUGUUCUGGAAGCUGGAGCGCUCCUUGGCCCAGUCCCGACAGAUGCUUGCUGAUCUGGAGCUCAGCCUUCUCCACACAAGCCCUUCCUGCAUCCCCAACACCAAAAACAUGAAUAAGAGGAAGAAGUUGUUUCCAACACCAAGGUAAUUCUGAGGACCGAAGAUCAUCGACCCAGCAGCUACAAUGGAAAGUUACCUCAUUUUUUUUCCAUCCUCCUGAGUGUUUGAAAGACUCAUAAGUGGCAAGAAGAUGUGACUCUGCAGGAAUGUAUUUUAUCUUGAAAUAAAACACAGAAUUACGCCAAGAUUAACAAAGCUAUAUUUAUAGCUGAGAGCUCAGGUUAAACACUAGCUUGUUUUUUAAGAAUCUGAAGUGUGUAAUUCUUACAACAUAGGAACUAUUUUUCUUCUUUUUAUUUUUUCUAUGGUGGCUCAGAAAUAUUUAUAGAGUAUGACACAGCCAAGCAUUCUCCUUUUUUUUUUCUUUUUUUAGCAUAUUGUUUUUGUUCUGGAUUUCUUGCCUUGUAGAGAAAGAGAUGAAUAAUGUUUAUAGGAAGUUCCCAAUUAGUGUUGUAAGCAGGAACUGCCUCCAGUGUUGCUGAAAUGGGAGAGCUGUCACCCACAAGAUGGGCAGAACCACUUUCCACGCUCAGGAGCUGAUUCUUCCAACAAAAGUUUAUGGCAUCAGGUGUAUAUGGCCUCUGUUUGCACUGCACAGGUAGCCAAGUAUGAUGUGACCUUUUUUAAGCAUUUAAACUGGAUUGAUCUUUGCUGAUUGGGCAAGAUGUGCUGUUAUCGCAAUUUGAACUUAUUUUUUAACUAAGAGAUCAAAUGAGCUAACAAAGCUGAUACUUUGCUGUGUCUCUCUUGCCCAUUUAACACAUUUAGCACUUGAUUCCAGACACUUCUCAGCACAGAUACAAGUGGGCUACUCAGCCCUGUGUAGGUUGGGAGCACUUUGGGACACCAGUGCCUCUCCCACAGCCCUGUGCCAGCGUUUUCCCUGCUCUGGAGCAGCCAAGGGUGGGAGUUUCUGCUCCAUCCACUGCCACCAAUUAUUGCAGAGAAACACAACACUCCACAGAUUCCCCUUGUUAACUCUUUCAUUUUCUGCUUUCUCUUCAAUUACUCCAGUGACAGCCUUUCCUGCAAGUAUUAAUGGCCCCAGAAUUAGGUGGCCAAUUCUGACAAGAGCUGCUGUUCUCCAGACUCUUUCCCUGCCUGCUCACCAGUGUUACCCAUAGAGGGAACCUCAGCUGCUCCAGCACUUUCCAAGUUUCCUCAAGCCUUUACCAAGCAUUUAUUCCUCUACCUGCACAGAACCUUCUCAGGCUCCAUCCUCACAAUCUCCUGCUCUGGAUAUGACAAGAAUUCCCCCUAAAAAGCCAAUUAUAACGAUGCUCACCCUGAAGCUGUUCCAGCAGCUACACAGAGAAAUGGGUGCAACUUCCAAGCAGCAGCUGUGUUUAAAUGUGUUUGAGAUUAUUUGGAUGAACUCACUGAGUUUAAACCCCUUGAGAGUUUAAAAUGAUGACUUUAAAAUCAAUAUAGAAAACUGAGCUGGAGCGAUGCAUCGAGGAUCUGAAGAGCCCUAGGAUUUUGUGUUGGGGCUGCCCUGGGUUUGUGGAAUGGGAAUUAAGGGAAUAACUGGGUUAAUUUAUUCACCACUAAGUGACUUAAAACCCAACUGCAUUAUUGACCACACUCUGAUGCUCAAAUGGAAACGCUUCAAACUCGGUGCCUUAUUUCUGGAAGCAGAUCAAAUACUCCAGGGAGCCUUUUGCUAUUGUAUCCUUGGACUGAAUUAUUAUUUAAAGACAACAAAGCUUCUGUUCAGCCGCGGCCUUUCCGCAGGGUGGAUACGAGCUCCGGUCAUUGACUUUGGUAACGGGAAUUGGUGUUGGAGCCCAGAACGAGCUGCAGGUGCAGUGGGAGAGGGGUGAAGAUGGGCGCUGAGAAGGGACGGUGGUGCUGGCGCUGACCGCCGUUCCUGGUGUUUCCUGAGCUGGGGAAUCACCUCGGUGCCUGGUGCUACGGAACGUGUCCCUUCUCCGUGUCCCUUC
Poecile atricapillus (Black-capped chickadee) is the source of this 3489-nucleotide messenger RNA. RefSeq names its product coiled-coil domain containing 62 (gene CCDC62). The coding region runs from base 66 to 1574 and encodes 502 amino acids. NCBI's taxonomy places the organism in Eukaryota, Metazoa, Chordata, Aves, Passeriformes, Paridae. The transcript is spliced from 11 exons. The record is from RefSeq and is a predicted model, not a curated record.